Molecule: messenger RNA, 2189 nt
Organism: Protobothrops mucrosquamatus (brown spotted pit viper)
Lineage: Eukaryota; Metazoa; Chordata; Lepidosauria; Squamata; Viperidae
Gene: DHX15
Product: DEAH-box helicase 15
Exons: 11
Coding region: 7-1689 (560 amino acids)
Cellular component (GO): intracellular anatomical structure; spliceosomal complex
Molecular function (GO): RNA binding
Source: RefSeq, a predicted model, not a curated record
AGGUAUAUGACCGAUGGUAUGUUACUACGGGAAGCGAUGAAUGACCCCCUGCUGGAGCGUUACGGGGUCAUCAUCCUUGACGAGGCCCACGAAAGGACCCUGGCGACGGAUAUCUUGAUGGGCGUGCUGAAGGAGGUUGUAAGGCAGAGGUCUGAUUUAAAGGUGAUCGUGAUGAGCGCAACUCUAGAUGCUGGCAAGUUUCAGAUUUAUUUCGAUAACUGCCCUCUGCUCACCAUUCCUGGCCGUACGCAUCCGGUGGAGAUUUUUUAUACUCCGGAGCCCGAACGGGAUUACCUCGAAGCAGCCAUCCGUACAGUAAUACAGAUCCAUAUGUGCGAGGAAGAGGAAGGAGACCUGCUCCUUUUUCUGACUGGACAAGAGGAGAUAGAUGAAGCCUGCAAGAGGAUAAAGCGUGAAAUUGACGACCUGGGCCCUGAAGUGGGUGACAUUAAAAUCAUCCCCUUAUAUUCCACACUUCCCCCUCAGCAACAACAGAGGAUUUUUGAGCCCCCACCUCCCAAAAAGCCAACUGGUGGGAUAGGACGGAAGGUGGUCGUAUCAACUAAUAUUGCUGAGACAUCAUUGACAAUAGACGGUGUUGUUUUCGUCAUUGAUCCUGGCUUUGCGAAACAAAAGGUCUACAAUCCGCGAAUCAGGGUGGAAUCUCUGUUGGUUACCGCGAUUAGCAAAGCUUCCGCUCAACAGAGGGCUGGCCGUGCCGGUCGUACUCGGCCCGGCAAAUGUUUCCGGCUCUACACAGAAAAAGCGUACAAAACCGAGAUGCAGGACAACACCUAUCCUGAGAUUUUGAGGUCGAACUUGGGUUCUGUGGUAUUACAGCUGAAGAAACUUGGUAUAGACGAUUUAGUUCACUUCGAUUUUAUGGACCCGCCAGCUCCAGAAACCUUGAUGAGAGCCUUGGAGCUUCUGAACUACUUAGCGGCUUUAAACGAUGACGGAGACUUGACUGAACUGGGGUCCAUGAUGGCCGAGUUUCCCCUUGACCCGCAGCUGGCUAAAAUGGUUAUUGCAAGUUGCGACUACAACUGUUCUAAUGAGAUUCUAUCUAUUACUGCCAUGUUGUCAGUCCCACAGUGUUUUGUUCGCCCCACGGAAGCCAAGAAAGCCGCCGACGAGGCCAAGAUGCGAUUCGCCCACAUAGACGGAGAUCAUUUGACGUUGCUGAAUGUCUACCACGCUUUUAAACAAAAUCAUGAAUCGGUUCAGUGGUGCUAUGACAACUUCAUUAACUACAGGUCCCUCAUGUCUGCAGACAACGUACGCCAACAGCUGUCACGAAUCAUGGACAGGUUUAAUCUGCCACGCAGAAGCACAGACUUCACCAGCAGAGACUAUUACAUCAAUAUACGAAAGGCCUUGGUUACCGGUUACUUCAUGCAGGUGGCCCAUUUGGAACGGACGGGGCAUUACCUGACGGUGAAAGAUAACCAGGUAGUUCAGCUGCACCCCUCGACAGUUCUCGACCACAAACCGGAAUGGGUGCUUUACAACGAAUUUGUCCUUACCACGAAGAACUACAUUCGCACUUGUACAGACAUCAAACCGGAAUGGUUGGUGAAAAUUGCUCCCCAAUAUUACGACAUGAGCAACUUCCCACAAUGCGAAGCAAAGAGACAACUGGACCGGAUCAUCGUCAAACUCCAGUCCAAGGAGUACUCCCAGUACUGAUUGGCCUUUGAGCUGGACUUGCUCAGAGAACAGCUUCAAACGAUAAAUGGAAUUCUUAAAAAAAGUUCCAGGUUGUGCUCUUUGCCUUUUAUUUGGGAGCUUUCUAAUUUCUUCUACACAGUAAAUAUUCCAUUUUAAUUUCAUACAUUAAAUAUGUAUGCCUCUCUUUUCUUUGUGUGUUGUUCACACUGUAACUCAUACCGGGGUGGGGGUGGGGUGGGGAAAAAGCUGAUCAAUGUUUUGCAGUUUAUUAAAAGUAGUUUCUCUCUCUCUCUCUCUCUCUCUCUCUUUCUCUCUCUCUCUCUAACAAUGUUGUAAGCAUUUCUUUAGAAAUGGUUGGAAAUGCUUCUGAAAUGUGAGUCUCCACCAUGGCGUGCAUGAUCGUUGUAAUUGUUGACAUUCCUUUUAGAAGUGAAAUGUUACAAUGUGCUUAUGUAGACGCAACCUUCAGCUUCACUACAGAAGUGUACUGACUUCAAUAAAGUCUAUUUAUACUAAAA